GCUAGCGUUCCUGAGCAUGUUACGUGAAGGCGUUCGUGAAUGUAGAGGAGCAAGUUUUGGAGCCAAGGCUGGCGCCGUGGUGGGGGCACCUCUUCGCUGUCAGUCCCCAGAUCUGCUCCGAGCAUCUCGGCGAUGAUCUUCACAGCCGCCGCCCAUCAGCAACAACACCACACUGAAGGGUUCCGCCCAACACCCGCCUGCCGCUCUCACGAGCCCUUCUCAUGUACAUAGAACAAUGCAUUGUUUCUAGUCCUCGAUCAUGUCCGGGAAUCCUUUCCGCGCUUCCCUCGUCCAGAAACACCCCGCCGCUCCCGCAUCUGUUCCGCCCACCAGCUUUAUCAAUGCCGAUAGCAGCAGCAGCAGACCUCACGCCCGCGAUGAGCGCGAAAGCGACUCUGUGCCCGACCACGCCGCGUCCGCGCUUCCCGCAAAGACAAAGAAAUCCGUCCGCAUAGAAUCGCCCACUGCGACCUCGCCGCCGCAUCCGGCACUCCACGAUGCGGAUGACGCCCUGCUGCAGCCUAUAAACCUCGGUGGCCAUGCGGGCUCGCCGCCUCCCAUGUCUCCGGCCGGCUUCUCUGACAACUUUGAGGAUCUCGCAUUGGACGAACAACUUGGGCAGGAUAGUGGGAGUGCAGGGACGGAUUCGAAAAUGAUGACGGGAGGCUCUAGAAGGAAUCCCGGGCAGCCUGAGGCUGUGCACUCGCCUGGUGGUGCUCCGGCGAAUCCGUUUUCGAAGACGCUGGCUUCUAUUGAGCCGCAAGAGAAGGGAAGCGCGGAGCUGAGGGGCCAGAAUCGAGCCACGGAAAGGACAACCCCAGGACCUACUAAAGCAUCAUUAGACGUAGAAGGCUUCAAGAACCUAUUACUGACCGGCAUACCAAGUCCGCGAAGUUCCGGGCCACCACCGCAGGGAGCAACUGCCCCCAAUCCCAUCAGCGCUUCCGUCUUCGAAAGCAGCAGCAGCACAGACACCUCAUCCGUGUCUCGACAAUCCAUAUUCGAGCCUGUACAAGAACCGCACACCGAGUCGCCGCGGACAUCGUACGAAAUGGCGGCAUCAGACGACGAGAGAAUUAGUCUUAUGGGAGAGAUCAAGCGGGAAAAGAAGAAGCCCCCGCCUGCGCCGAAGCAUCGCCAUGGCAGGCUGGUUUCGUCCAGGACACCACAGACGGUUUCGUUCGAGAGUUUUUCUGUUACGGACCCUAUGGCUUCGCCCCCUGCGUCGAGGAAUAGGACGAAUUCGGAUUUGAACAAGCCGCUUCCGCCAACGCCUCCUAUUGUCUCGCCGCCUGCUCAUAUUAUUUCUCAAGAUAUCACUCACCAUCUCCCAUCUAUACCAGACACAGGAGCUAGCGAAACAUCGAGCUUAUCCGAUGCCGUUCCCGCACAGAAGAGAGUACCCCCACCAGUUCCCCUCGCCCGCCGGCAAAGCCAGCUCCGCAGUUCAACAAUGGGAAACAGAUCAAGAAGCAACUCGUCACUAACAAUGUCAUCUCAACACUCUACCGAGUUCCCAAUUCUCAGUCCCGGAUUUACCAGUGAACCCGCCUCAUCCCCAUCAUCUCAGAAAGCACCGCCUCCUCCACCCCCUACAAGACGCCACGGUGCAGCACUAUCAACAAUCAGCACAUCGAGCGCCAAUUCAUCCUCAACCGAACUUUCUUCUACCGCAACAGCAACAGCAACCGCACGCCGACCCACCGUCACAUCUCCCAAUCCGCCCUCCUCCCGCCGAACAACUUACUCCUCCGAGCCACCUUCGCCUGGCCCAGGCCUGGCACGCACAUCCUCCAUAAACUCAACACGCAACACCACCCGCUCCGUCUCCAACGAAAGCGCAACCAUGCCACCUCCUCCUCCGCCCCCUCGGCGCCGCCAAUCCGGCCGCUCAAGCCUCGACAAAGAACGUCCUUCAUUCCAUCCAUCCUCUCCAACUGAAAGCCGGCGAAUUAGUACCGAGUACAAACGCAACAGCAUCGACAGCAAGAGGCGGACGAGCGUAGCCAGCGAGAGCUCUCUGAAGUAUGAGUAUGCGCCGGCAGCAGAGAGCGAACCGGUGCUGUAUUCGCCCAAAGGAGAGGUGGAGGAACCGCGGACGUAUAAUCUAGAGGAGGUGAAGAGCAGUCCGAGCAACAUCUUGGAUGAUAUGGAGAGGUUUCAGAGGGAGAUUGAUGAGUUGAGGGAGAAGUACAAAAAGGCGGCUUAG
Trematosphaeria pertusa is the source of this 2209-nucleotide messenger RNA. RefSeq lists its product as uncharacterized. The transcript has 3 exons. Lineage: Eukaryota; Fungi; Ascomycota; Dothideomycetes; Pleosporales; Trematosphaeriaceae. The record is from RefSeq and is a predicted model, not a curated record. The coding region runs from base 260 to 2209 and encodes 649 amino acids.